Molecule: messenger RNA, 391 nt
Organism: Rotaria sp. Silwood1
Lineage: Eukaryota; Metazoa; Rotifera; Eurotatoria; Philodinida; Philodinidae
Source: the annotation of a GenBank genome assembly
UGCAACGUUUGUUUCAAAACUAAACGGUUGCUAUUUUUGCCAGGCAAGUCAUGCAGCUAUUGCUGCUCAUCUUAACAAUGGAGACUAUUCACUGAUUAAUGCUGUUUGUUCAAAUUAUCAAACUGCUCCAAUUAGUAAGAAACUUAAAGCUCUUUUGACAAUAGCAGGCAAAGUUCAGAUCAGUGGUAAAGAAGUUACGAGUGACGAUAUCAAUGCAGCCAAACAAGAAGGUGCAACGGAUCUCGAUAUACAUGAUACAGUACUGAUUGCUGCAGCAUUUUCUAUGUUCAAUCGAUAUGUUGACGGAUUGGCAAUGUUCACUCCAACUGAUCCCGAGUUUUAUGAUACUAGAGGCAAGCAAACCGCAAUUCAUGGCUAUCAAUCUUCUUAA